Messenger RNA from Cygnus olor (mute swan), 4874 nucleotides. RefSeq lists its product as uncharacterized. Lineage: Eukaryota; Metazoa; Chordata; Aves; Anseriformes; Anatidae. The coding region runs from base 201 to 4199 and encodes 1332 amino acids. The transcript has 11 exons. The record is from RefSeq and is a predicted model, not a curated record. Gene Ontology annotation, molecular function: calcium ion binding.
GACCCCUGACGAGGGACAGCUGGCUUGUCCCUGACGAGCUAAUUGCAAUCAGGCGGGUGGCCAGGGGGUAUAUGAGUGCAUAUAGCAGAGAGGAGCUAGAGCAUUUGCUGUGCCUGGGGGAAGUCUCCUGGGUUGUUUUAGGGAGGAAGAAGUGUUUUAGGGUGUUUUGGGUCUUGUUUUAAUGCUGUGAGCCCUCUGCCAUGAAGCCUUUGCCCCUUCUGGUGCUCCUUGUGCUGGUGCCCUUGGCAUGGGGACCAGCACCCAGGGAGCUGCUGAGCCCCCCCUGUGGGGCUGCUGGUGCUGCCCCGGGGGGUUGUGGAUCCUGCCCAGAGCAUCAGGAUGUGAAACCAGGGGCAGAGUUUCCAUGGGUAAUGGCGUAUGCAUCUAUGAGAAGCUGCCACAGAGUCCUGAGGGAUGCCUAUGGGGAGUUUUCUCCUCCUGCAUAUUGUAGUGAUUCUCCAAUGAACUUCUGGUGCAACUGGACAAUCUGGGCAGGCUCCAGAAAGCAUAUAAUAAUUUACAUCCAGGGCUUUACCACUAAGGAAGGUUGUAACAAAAAUGAGGACAAAAUCCUCUUCGAAGGAGUUUCUUCACUGGUGGAAAACAGUGUGGUUUAUGCUUGCUGGAAGAAGGAGAUGCAUGUCUUUGCCACCUUUGCUCGGGCUGUCCAUGUUGUGCUGCUGAAGAGGUAUGUGCCAAACUGCAGAGACUCACAGUUUAAAGGGAAGUAUUUUACCUUCCAAGAUGGGAAAGGCGAAUCUCCCUCCAGUGGCGCUUCAAUUCCCAAAACUCUGUCUCCAGAGCUAUCCAAGCCAGGUGGUAUUUUUGAGCCUGGUUGGGCUGAAGACCCCAGGGACGUGCUGGGCUUUGGGACCACAGAUAGCACCGAGAGUUUUGGUGCAACUGCGGUGCUGCACGAUGUGUCCCCACAGGGAAGAGGCACUGCAGAAAGCCCCAACAGGCUUGUCCCAUACCGAGGUGCAGAGAUCCCACUCCUGGAAACAAAAGCUGCUCGUGUGCCGGGGUCUGAGCCACCAGCAGGCCUGAGGCUCUGCGAGGAGGAUCAGUGUGGGGGCAUGGCCCGGGGUGGGAGCCCCACUGCAGGGCCGGGCUCCUGGCAGCAGGGUCCUGCCACGAGUGGAGACGUCAGCAGGUUUUCAAGUGUGCCUUCGGAAACUCCUUUGCUCGGAGCCUUGCAGGGCGCAGAGCCUUUUCUGCAGCCCACAGGCAUGGGUCAGGAGGGUGGUCUGUCUGUCCUGCACUCUAGCCUGAGGCUGGGAGAUGUGGGCAGCUCACAGCCCACCAUUAAACCAACACACACCACUUACCUGGAUGUGGCUGCUCGAUCACGGGCUCUGUCCUCUGGCAGAAGGGAAAGCCAGGAUAGUGUUGAUGCCACCACGUACCAGGGGCUGGACGCAGCUGGUUUGGAGGAGAACAAGAGGCAGGAGGAGGACAAAAGCCAUGGAGCAGCGAGGGGUGAUGCUGAUGGCCUUGCAAAGGGCCUGACACCUAGCCUGAGUACCCUGUACCAAGUGGUGAGGAAGGACAGCUCGCAGAUGCCACCUGAGAGAAGCCAAAGCAGUUUCGAGGGUUUGUCCACAACUCAACCCGACCUGGAAACGACCAGCCUCCAGCAUACGAAGCUGAUGGGUAUUUCCCCCCCUGAAAUAAAAAAAAUCCCCACACCAGCCCUCUCUCACCAUGACCAUGUCCCUGCAGGCUUUGGAUCUGGCAAUUUCACCCCCAAGGAUCCUCUUUCUUCACAAGUGGAGGCUGUCUCCAGGGCAGCCUCACCUCUAGCAGCAGCUCUGGGUUUGGAUCCUGUCAGGAGAAGGGCAGGCACCCCACCACCUGUCCCUGGAGGACAGGAGGUGUUCUCCCCAUCACCACCUCGCCAUCCAUCAGCAGCCCCUGCGCUGGGUACAGACGUGUCCCCCGGCCCCCUUGGCCUCGAGAUGAGCAAACGGGUGCUGGAAGAGGGUGGCCAGCAAGAAGAAACCCUAGCUCCUGCAGGCUUGCCAGACAGGGGUCCCUCUGUGGCCUCCAUCCCCAGCCUGAGGCCCAUCACAGGCCUUCCUUGUCCCCAGCACCAGAAAACCACAGAAGGCUUCCGAGCAAGUGCAGGUGAGCAGAGAAAUGCCUCCUUGAGCCAUCAUCACUCCGGUUCUCCUGUGGCCCCGCAGGGACAAACAGUGCUGCAAGGCCAGGAGCUGCAGCAGCCCUCCAGUGACCCCUUGUCCAGAAAGACAUGGAUGCCAGGAGGACAGCGACAGCAACAUGCUGAGCUGGGACUGCCCUGGGCAACAGAGUACUUCCCUGCCAGGAGCUGCCACGUCGUCUUUCAGGGUGGGUUUGGGAUGUUCUACCUCCCCCCACAUGGCGACAUUAAAGCCAACAUCUGGUGCAACUGGACCAUCUGGGCAGGCCCCCAGAAGCACGUUGUCAUCUAUGUCCAGGGGUUUCAGGGGAGUGAAGGCUGCGGUAAGAAUCAGGACAAGAUGAUUUUCCAGGGGGUCCUCUCAAGUGUGGAAACCAAAGUCGUGUACGCCUGUCACAACCGAGGUACUCUGAUCUUUGCUACGCGAGCCAUUGUGGUCCACGUGUUAUUUCUGUCCGGGGGUGGCUCCCUAAGCAGUGAAUACAAACAUUUUAAGGGACAGUAUUAUGUAUUUGGAGACUAUGAAUCUGUGGGUUCUUCAAAUGAAAUCAUAGCUCCUGGAGAGCCUGUUCAGGAGAGCUGGAGGACAGCAGUAACAAAAGACUUCCUGCCCAUGCUGAGAGCUUCUCCGAGCCCAUCAGCUGUGCCUCCUGCAGACAGGUUCAAGCCUGAGUUCAUAAGCUCAGAUGAAAAAGACCAACACCUUCCUGAUCUAGCAGAAGAUGCCCAGCCCGGUGCUAGCCUGGGCAAGCAUGGUGAGCUGCAGGAUGAAACCAAGAUGGAAAGGAGCCUUCAGGAUGGUGGCACCGAGGGGGAAGAAUCCGACAAUAUGUUGGUGGCUCCAGCCAGAGGCGAUGCUGGGUGUGAAGCUGAGCAACCCCCCUUGGAGGCUGUGAAGGGGGAUGUAGGGCUGGUAUCUGCUCUGGUCACUGUAGCCCCACGUAGCUCACCUGGUGUCUCAUCUUCAGAGGUGCCCAGCAGCACUGCAGGCCUCUCUGACUCCUCUAGCCUGGGACAGGCCAGUGGCACCCUGGAAGCAGAGGUGGUCACCACACAUCGCCUUCCAAUGCUGGAAAAGCCACCGCUAAACACAAGUACGGGACCUUCUCCUCUCUAUCCCUCUCCUGGUGUGACUGCUGGAGGUAUGGUGUCACCACAGGAAAGACACGAAGACCUUUUUGAUCUGGAUUCUGUUCUGGCAUCCCUGGAGAACAGUACAGCACUGCAAUCCCUGCACCACCCAGGCGAUGUGCUGUUUGAAGUAACUACUGAAAUCAAGCACGAGGAGUGGAUCUCUCUUGGUGGAAGUGAGCUCAGAAAAGAUCUUAUCGAGUCCCUUAAGAACAGCAUUCAGCAGAACCUGAAACUCUCUGCCAACAGAGUCAAUGAGAUAAAGUUAAAGGAAGUCAGAAGGACGACCAAUGCCAGCCUGCUGCUCACCUUCUGGCUGCACCUGAAGCCCCAGGAGAGAAAUAUGUCCUUGCUCCUGCACUCCCAGCUGGAAGAACUGCUGGGCGCCUCGGUGGGAGUGGAGAAGUUGCAGCUGGUCUCGCUGCUAGUGGAAGAUGUGAAUGAGUGCAGCUCGGGAGUCAGCCUGUGUGGGGAGGAGGCAGAGUGCUUCAAUGGUGUGGGCACCUAUUUGUGCCGCUGCAAGAAGGGCUAUGAGGACCGUUCUCCCACGAAGUCUGGCACGCUGUGCGUCCGUGCUCCCACAUCAGGGAUGGGCUUCCUGCUCCGACACGGCGACAUCCUGGUGGGGGCGGCCAUCAUGGCCUGCCUGGCAAUGCUGGUGGCCGCCGCAGCCAUGUGUGGGGCAAAAUGCUGGGGACAGCGCCCCAGGAGGGACCUGGGGCCUGAGGAGCCUCCAGAGAGGCCUGCGGAGGAGCCGGUGAUGGAGCUGCGGGACCUGGAGGACUGCCUGCGCCUCGACCCCUUCCAGCUGAAGCUGCGGGCCAGGCCCCCGGAGUGGCUGUGGGGUGCCCGGGCCCACCCUGGGCAAGCUUACCGUGUCUUCCUGGAGCAGUCCCCCCCGCUCUAGGAGAGCCCCAUAGUGCUGCUAGCCACCAUCGCCUCUGCUGUUCGUCCUGUCUUCCUUGGCUGCGUGGCCCCUCCUUGUGUCUCUUAUGGACAAACACCUCUCACAGUCGUCUUUGUCUUGUCAUUUAUGGCUUUUAAAUGCUCGCUCUGCUUUGGAAGUCAAGAGCUUGCUCACAGCACUCUGUCCUCUCCCACAUUCCCUCCUUGAGAUUUGUGCAGACAUGUCAGUACAUGGAAAAAAUAAAUGCUUAUUUUUUUAAGAAAAAAAUAAGAAAUAAGGUGUUUUGCUACUUGAUUUAAGGAAUUAGUUAGUCUUGCACCUCUCCUCCCUACCCAUCAUGCAGAGCUCUGUAGGAAGCCAGGACAAGACUGAAGCAAUGACCAACUUCUCAGCUUCUUGCACGGGGGGUGAGAACUGUAAGGUUUUGGUGAGUUUUCUAGCCUUUACAAGACAAACAAUGGGGACAACACUUUUUGUGCUUUUGUGAAUUCUGGUUGCUGAAAAGCCACUUGAAAACAGCAACAUCCAGCACCUCAUCCUCCUAGCUGGCAAUAAAGCGCAGUUGUGUCCCCAAGUCACAAGGCUUGUGACUUCUCUUUCUGUUUCGUUUUUAUUUACUGAUUUUAUUUCUUAAUUUCGGAUAACCUUGCUUCUCUCCGGGAAGGUAUGUCAAUG